AACUGUUAACUUUAGUAGCAUACAUGGCAAUUCUAGUUGGCCUGUAUGUCAUUCCACUGUUUAUUGAAUCUCCAUGUGUUCGACCAGCAGAUAGUUUGCCUUCCAAACCAAGAUUAUUUGCCCACCGAGGUGCGUCAGGGGUUGCACCUGAGAAUACUUUAGUUGCAUUCCAAUUAGCUGCGAACCAAAGUGUCUAUGGAUUUGAGUCAGAUGUACGAAUAAGUUUAGAUGGAAUUCCGUUUAUUUUACAUGACAAAACAUUACGACGGACAACCAAUAUUGAAGAAGUAUAUCCCGACCGAGUGGAUGAUGAUGCUUCUACAUUUACAUUUGAUGAAUUGCGGAAACUCAAUGCUGGAAGCUGGUUUUUAGAGGAAGAUCCAAUGGAUGUUGUUGGAUCUCUUACUGACAAAACAAAGGAAAUCUACAAUAACCAAACCAUUAUGUCUUUGGAAGAAUUGAUUGACUUAGCAAACUUGACAGGGAAGAAUAUUUUUAUAGACGUACAAAUCCCAGUCAAGGAAAAUCCUUAUUACCAUACAGCUUAUAAAAAAGCUGUUGAUGUGAUACUGAACACUGGAAUUCUUCCUAAACAGAUUUGGUGGUUCUCAAAAGUCUAUCAUUCAGCAUAUACCACCAAUUUUACACAAACUGGGACAAGUUAUCUACCAGUUGAAGAUCUCAUAAAAUUGCAUAUCUCUAAUUUCAAUGCUAGGUAUGAUACACUUAGUGAAGUUGAAAUCCUACAAUAUCGUGAAUCCAACAUUACUACUAAUGUCUACUUGGUUAAUUCAUACUGGCUGUUUUCCCUGUAUUGGUGUCUGGGUGUACAAUCUGUAACAACAGAUGAAUGUCAUGUCCUCAAUAAAAUUGAAAAACCAUUAUGGCAUUUGACUCCAGGAACAUAUCUCAUGACAUGGGUUUCAGUUGAUAUAAUAUCUGCUAUCAUCAUCAUCACCAUACUUAUAGUACAAUGGGUCCGGUUAUUGGGAACACGCUUCAAUCCAGAGACAAUUUCGUUACAUUCUCAACAGACAAUGACUAUCCUUACAGACCAGUAUCAUUCUACUUCAAGACCUAUGAAAGAAAAUCUAUUAUUUACUGCUGACUAACUUGAAGAAGAUGUUCUGGAAACAACUGAUUCUC
Messenger RNA from Octopus sinensis (East Asian common octopus), 1146 nucleotides. Its product is annotated as glycerophosphodiester phosphodiesterase domain-containing protein 5-like. Gene Ontology annotation, molecular function: glycerophosphodiester phosphodiesterase activity. Bases 24 to 1112 code for a protein of 362 amino acids. The record is from RefSeq and is a predicted model, not a curated record. Lineage: Eukaryota; Metazoa; Mollusca; Cephalopoda; Octopoda; Octopodidae. Gene Ontology annotation, biological process: lipid metabolic process. Gene Ontology annotation, cellular component: membrane. The transcript is spliced from 8 exons.